ACAGAGUAAGACACGACUGAAGCGACUUAGCAGUAGCAGCAGCAGCUAUGUUUCUGGGAUUGUUGUAGGCACUGUGGAUAAAGCAGGGAAGAAAACAGAAUCUCUGUGUUCUUGAUGGUGGAGUGCACUUGAAGCCAUUUUAGAAAUACAGAAAGUCAGAGUGUGGCAGGAUUUUAGCGAGCAAGCAGGAGUUUGUAUCUGGCCAGACCUGAAGGGCUUUGAGACAAAAAUGAGAUUGAACUUUGUCCCCAUGACAGUGGGGAGCCAUAAACCAGUCUCCAGCAGCAGACGUGCCACCCUGAGAGCGGAAAGAGAGGGCAUUAGGAAGACGCAUGAGGCACCACCAGAAGACAGGCCAGAGAAGUCCUUAUAAGAAGAAGGCUUCGGGGCAUCAUGGUAGGAGGCUUGAAGAGGAAGCACUCAGAUCUGGAGGAAGAAGAAGAGGAUGAGAAGUGGGACUGGAGUCCAGCAGGCCUGCGGAGCUACCAGCAAGCCCUGCUCCGCAUCUCCCUAGACAAAGUCCAGCGAAGUCUAGGCCCCCGAGCACCCAGCCUUCGCAGGCACGUCCUCAUCCACAACACCCUCCAGCAGCUCCAAGCGGCGCUUUGCCUGACUCCUGCACCUGCCCUGCCCCCAGAGCCCCUCUUCCUGGGCGAGGAGGACUUCUCGCUGUCGGCAACCAUUGGCUCUAUUCUCCGGGAGCUGGAGACCUCCAUGGAUGAGACCGAGCCACCUCAGAAUCCAGCAGCUCCCCCAAGCCCCCAGAAUGAAGUGCUUCCCCAGCCCGAUCCAGUCUUCUUAGAAGCUCUGAGCUCCCGGUACCUGGGGGACUCAGGCCUGGAUGACUUCUUCCUGGACAUCGACACAUCCGCAGUGGAGAAGGAGCCUGCAGUGGCCCCACCAGAACCUCCUCACAACCUUUUCUGUGCCCCAGGGUCCUGGGAAUGGAAUGAACUAGAUCACAUCAUGGAAAUCAUUCUGGGAUCCUAAAACUUUGAUGGGGGGCAGGGGAGGGCUCCUUCCUCAUCCCAGCCUUGGUGGGAUGACUCCCUGGAUGCAAUUCUGUGUGCGUGUGUGUGUUUUGAUGGGGCCUCUAAGCAGUGGCCUCCUCUCCUCCCACUUCAGGGUUCCACAAAUUGUCUUGCAUGUGUGUGUGUGUCUGGUUAUCUCAGCCUUCUGUGAAGGUGGGUCUUCCUGAAUUAAUUUAUCUGUUCCAAAUGCCUUAAUGAGACUCUGUUUCCAGGAGUCUGAUUUCCCACUUCCACAUUUCUUCUGCCUUUUCCUCCAGUUCCGACUCCCCUUGUGUCACUGGGGCCUCAGGGAAGAUAAGCUGGGCCUGUCAAAGGAUGACAGGGAUGUGCUACCUGGUUGCUAUGGAAACCCAGCCUCUGCCUCAUGGCACCUCCAGGUAGUGGGAGAGGCUGGCCUCCUCCCCCAGGCUGAACCCCACCUCCUUCGCAGGACCCCAGUCCCAGCAGCCUCCUGAUUCAUGACCAGGCCGGACCACGUGCAAUAGGGUGGAAACCAAACUGCUCCAUGCCGCAUUAUUUAAAAGAAAAGCGGGUUUUGUGGUGUUUUUGUUUGUUUGUUUGUUUGAUUGUUUGUAAUGAUUUUUUUUUUUUUUUUUUUAAUAAAAGUAUUUUGGAAGGGGUGA
Molecule: messenger RNA, 1654 nt
Organism: Bubalus bubalis (water buffalo)
Lineage: Eukaryota; Metazoa; Chordata; Mammalia; Artiodactyla; Bovidae
Gene: SERTAD3
Product: SERTA domain containing 3
Exons: 2
Coding region: 394-990 (198 amino acids)
Biological process (GO): positive regulation of DNA-templated transcription
Cellular component (GO): nucleus
Source: RefSeq, a predicted model, not a curated record